Molecule: messenger RNA, 693 nt
Organism: Rodentolepis nana
Lineage: Eukaryota; Metazoa; Platyhelminthes; Cestoda; Cyclophyllidea; Hymenolepididae
Source: the annotation of a GenBank genome assembly
AUGUGUGUGUGUGUGAGUGUUGGAGUGCUCGCAUACUUCCUUCUGACCGGUAAAUCCCCGUUUUUGGCGGAGAGCAAGGCUCUUACACUAAGUAAUAUCACCCAAAUGAAGAUCGAUUAUCCCCCUGACUUAUUCAAUUCCGUCUCUCCAUCAGCGCUUACUUUCAUUCGUGCACUAAUCCAGCGCAAUCCUCGCGCUCGGCUUACUGCAUCCCAAUGCUGUCAACACGAAUGGCUUAGUUGGCACGCGGAAAAGGAAAACCAAGGAGAGAUGGUGAAAGAGGAGGAGAAGAAGGAAACGAAGAUUGAAGAAAUCGUGGAGGUUCUUAAAGAAGAAGACGUCACUGUAGUGCCAAGUGGUGGUGAGGAUGAAUCUUCUUCGUCAGAUUCUUCUUCCUCUAUUUCUUCACCCUCACGAAAGCGCAUUGCUCUGGAUGAUUCUGAAAAUUUAGAAGCCCUUACGCAGGCCACGUCGAAAUCGCCUUCUUUAGGUGUCAUUCCGAACCCCGUAUCUGCAAUCGAUACACCUAUACCCUCUAUUUGUUGCGCUGGACUUCUCGCACCUCGAUCAGUUUUCUCUCUUGAGGGAGGAGGAAUAGCUAAGCACCACCAUCAUCACUCCCGUCGACGCUCUGUUCUUGCAUCAAUAUCACCACCUCCAACUUUGACGGAAGCCGCUUCACCUGUUGAAUAG